AUGGCGAUGCUUCUAUUUGCUCUUCCACAAUUAGAGCUUGGUAAAGAAAUCUUUUCAUUGGACAAAGCAAUUAAAAUGUGCUUGGUGCAUGACGCUGCUGAGGCCAUAGUGGGAGAUAUCCCACCGACUGCCAAUGUACCGAAGGACGUGAAGUUUGACCAAGAAAACGAUGCCAUGCUUUUCCUGGAUUCUGUUAUAUCUAAAAAUGACGUUCGCUCUGAAUUUUACAAAACUUGGGAUCGGUAUGAGAAGAGAGAUUGCAUAGAAUCCAAAAUCGUAAAGGACCUCGACAGAAUUGAACUUUUACUGCAAACGUACGAGUAUAAACUAACACAUCCCAAUAUAAACUGCGAACAAUUCUUUGAAAGAACGCUCCCGCAUUUCGAAAUUCCGUUUAUUAAACAGUGUGCAGAAACGCUAAACGAAAGAUGGAGGCAGAUUGGCCCUCCUGAUGGUAAAUAA
Mitosporidium daphniae is the source of this 462-nucleotide messenger RNA. RefSeq lists its product as uncharacterized. The record is from RefSeq and is a predicted model, not a curated record. NCBI's taxonomy places the organism in Eukaryota, Fungi, Microsporidia. Gene Ontology annotation, molecular function: 5'-deoxynucleotidase activity. Bases 1 to 462 code for a protein of 153 amino acids. Gene Ontology annotation, cellular component: cytoplasm. The transcript has a single exon.